GGAAAGGGAAAGAAGUGAUCACAUGAAGUUUUCACUUUUGGUGACCCAGAUCAAGAAACGUUGCUAUCAAUUCACACCAAAAUUAAAAAAAUAAAUAAAACAAACAUAAAAUUAAAUUGUCGUGCCUAAUCCAAGAACAAUCCUUACAAACACAAUCAUCUUUCUUUUGAUUUCACCUUCUAACCUAAGCAUCAAAAUUGAAAUAACGGUUGACAUCUCAUUCAGGCAUUUCGUCGAACACAUACAUAGCAUGCAUCUUGACACAAAGGGGGAUGAACUGUGAAGAUUGAGAAUCGAUUAUUUGUUGAUUUGAUGAUGAAGCGUUUCUUGAUAUGUCGCCGCCGGCGUUGCUAGACACCGGCGGAGAGUUUUCCGAUACUUCCCACCUAAGAAAGGUAAGAUUUUGAGCACUUUAAACUUAUUUCUUCGUUGGGAUUUUCUGGGUUUGUUUCAAACGAUCGAAUUUGCUUCAAUUAUUUGAUAUGAAUUCGUAUAGGCAAUCUGGGUUUGUGAACUCGAGUGAAAUGAAUGCGAAAUUUGAGUUUAGUUCCCCGUCAACCUCGAAUUUGGGGUCUGAAAUUCCCACAUUUAGUUCAAUAUCUGGUCUUUCAAAGCCGAGAUUGAUGAAGUCUAGGAAAUCUCAGAAUGCCAAGUCAAUGGGCAGCUCAGAAACCCGGAGAAUCGAUCCGGGUUUUAAUCCUUUUCGACCCGUUUUGGAUAAUCUUGCAGGGGUUUCAUCUAGGUUAGAGAGUGAGGAUGAUAAUGGAGCAUUUAUGAACAGUAGUAAUAGUAGUAAACAUUUGAAUUUGAAGGUUACAAGUAAGGUUGAGAAAGUGGGGGAUGAACUUAUUGAUGAAAUUAGGAAACUGAGAAUUGAGAAUCAAAAUAUUGCUAGACAAAGUAAAGGUGUUUCUAAUGACUUGCCAUCUGAGCUUCCUGAUAAGAUAAAAAAUUUGAACCUUGGAGGUUCAGGUAGAGAAAACUCGAGAGUAUCCGGUGUUGUAGUUGAUAAUGUGAGUGGUUCAUUUGGUACUUCAAUGGAAUCUGAACUUCCUAUUGAUUUGGAGAGAUUGAAUCUUAAAGAUACUGGUGAAAUGGGUAACCCUAAUGUUGUUUUUGGUGCUUCUGGUAGUAAUAGUUUUGUGUUUGGGAGUACUAGGACAAUGAAGGAUUCGACUGACCCGAGCAUAGCAAGCACACUUCCUAAUAGGAUUAAGAACUUAAACAUAGCGGACCCCGACAAAAAUAGUGGCACUAAGAAGGAAAUGAACAUCAACCAGAACAAUCGGACUGCUAAUAGAACUGAAUCUGGUGAAGUGGAUACAAUGAUUUUGGAUGAGAUGGCGAAGUUGGAAAUUCUAGGUGAUUCACAGGAAUCUAGUGAUCAUCCAAGAACAAAACAGGUUGGAAGCAUGAGUAAGGAAGACAGUAGAAUACCAUGUCAACCCAAAUCUCGAAACCAAAUCAACGAACAUGAUGAACAUUUUAUUGGUCCUCAAGUAGCUGAAACACAAUCGGAUAAGGGCUUUGGAUUUUAUGAUGCAUCUACAUCAUCUUUUUCCUCUGCUGGUGUUCACUUUCAGCCGGUGAGGCAUGAAUUUCAAGCGCCUUGUACCGAUGGUGCUGAGAAGAAGGAAGGUUUUACUUUUAGUAGCAAGCAGGAUGGUUUAAGGAUUCCCCAUGUUGAAUUAACACCUGAUUCAAAAGGGAAUUUGUUCACUGGGUCUAAAGUGCAAACCGGAUUCAGCGCCAAGAAAGGAUUAGUUAAAGACGCUAAAUCCAAGGGGAGGAAGGCAAAAGUUAAAGAACCUAAGUCAGUUUUAUUGUCCUUUGCGAACAAUUUUACAUCAAAAGAGAACAACAUGCAACCUGAACCUUCCGAGUCUUACUCACCAAUGGAUGUUUCUCCUUAUCGUGAAACUGAGUAUGACGAACAAUUAAGUAGAGAGCAUUCAUUGACAUCUGAGAACCAGACAUCAUUGGGUUCACAGACAUCAAUGGUUUCUAAUGAUGCAAUAGAUGAGGAUCUGAUUAGAGCUACAGAAAGCAUGGACAUUAAUGAAAGCAAUGCUGUUAAGCAUGAUGAAGCAGAUGACCAAGUUCAAGUGGAUUGUGUGUCUGCAGUUGAAAGUGAAAGUUUUAUGUCUGCAUCGGAGAAUUUAGACGAGAAUGGAGAAAAUGAAGUCGAGUCAAACAGCGAGGAAUGUGGGUAUUUCUCUGCUGCAAGUUUUGCAAGCCAUGGAGAAUCUUCCUUCACUUUUGCCGCUUCAUCUUCUAACCAAGAUCAAGCAUCAGCUGCUAUGCGCUUUAAUAAGAAGAAAAUCCGUAUGAAAGGUGGCUCAGAUAUCUAUAUUCCCACUAGGGCUUCUGUACUAUCUGAUGCACAGUUUUCUCCAAUUGCUAGAGUUUCUGUGCUCCCGUCACAGGUGGUGCAAAGUGAUGUUUUACCAACUGCUCCUCCAAAAGAAGGUAAAAAGAUUACCUCUCCAACAACAAGCAUGGCAAUGGAAGGUAAUGUUAUUGGGGAUGCAAAGAAAGUUACUUCACUUCCAAGGACUUCAUCUGGUCCAGCUCGUGCAGCACAAGAAGCUUGUGAGAAGUGGCGCCUGAGGGGAAACCAAGCUUAUGCGAAUGGGGAUCUGGAGAAAGCGGAAUAUUACUAUAGCCAGGGGUUGAGCUGUAUUCCUCAACAUGAAACAUCUAGGGACUGCCUCCGGGCUUUAGUGCUUUGCUAUAGUAAUCGAGCUGCAGCUCGUAUGUCUCGCGGAAGAAUGAGAGAAGCAUUACGAGAUUGCCUGGUUGCUGCUGAGAUAGAUCCCAAAUUCUUCAGAGUUCAACUCAGAGCUGCAAACUGUUACCUUGCUCUUGGUGAAAUUGGCGAUGCAUCACUACAUUUCAAGAAAUUGUUGCAGUCAACUGAUGUCUGUGUGGAGCGGAAAAUUAUUCUAGAGGCUUCUGACGGCUUACAAAAGGCACAGAAAGCAUCUGAGUUCAUGGAUCGUUCUUCUGGACUUUUGCUGCAAAGGACAUUGGUUGAUGCAGAAAGUGCUCUAGGAGUUAUUGCUGAGGCUCUAAUUAUAAGUCCAUACUCAGAGAAGUUACUUGAGAGUAAAGCAGAAGCACUUCUCAUGUUGCGGAGGUAUGAAGAGGUGAUACAGCUGUGUGGGCAGACUCUGGAAACUGCUGAGAAGAACUCUCCUUUACUAAGUGCUGAUGGACAGUCAUUAUAUUUGGAGGCUUCAGAGCAACUCUUGAAGAGUUAUUCUUUCCGGAUUUGGCGCUGUUGUGAUAUGUUCAAAUCAAACUUCUAUUUAGGGAAACUGGAAGAAGCUGUUGAGUUUCUGGGGAAGCAAGAGUGCUGGAUGUCUAUGGUGGCCAAGUUUGGAAAUGAGACCCUUGAGUCAUUUAUACCUCAACUUUCCACAGCCCGUGAGCUGAUAAACCAUAAGUCUGCAGGAAAUGGAGCCUUUCAAGCCGGAAAGCAUAAAGAAGCUGUUGAGCAUUAUACUGCUGCUUUGUCUUUCAAUGUUGAGUCCCGUCCUUUCAGUGCUGUAUGUUUUGCCAACCGUGCUGCAGCUUACCAAGCAUUGGGGCAGAUCACUGAUGCAAUUGCAGACUGCAGUUUAGCAAUAGCUUUGGAUGAAAAUUACUUGAAGGCAAUAUCAAGAAGAGCCACCUUAUUUGAGAUGAUUAGAGACUAUGAACAGGCAGCGAAAGAUCUUGAGAGACUUGUGUCUCUUCUAACUAAGCAGGCAGAGGAAAAGUCAACUCAUGCAGGAGCAUAUUUGCCAUUGGGCUCUGUAGCUGAUCUAAGACAAGCUCGGCAGCGGCUUUAUCUGAUGGAGGAGCAAGCUAAGAAAGGACUACCUUUGAAUUUUUACCUCAUUUUGGGAGUAGAGCCAUCUGUUACAGCAAAAGAUCUGAAGAAAGCUUAUCGUAAAGCUGCUUUGAGGCAUCACCCUGAUAAGGCUGGUCAAUCACUAGCAAGAGUCGAGAGUGGAGAUGAUGGUCUCUGGAAAGAAAUAGCAGAGGGGGACUAUAAGGAUGCUGACAAGCUUUUCAAGAUGAUUGGCGAGGCAUAUGCAGUUCUUUCAGACCCUGAUAAGCGUUUGCAGUAUGAUAUGGAAGAGGAGACAAGGAACGGCCAAAGGAAAAGCAGUUCAAGAAUGCACACUGAAACUUCAUUUAACACAACUGCAGAAAGAAGUGGUGGUAAUGGAGGACAAUGGCGUGAGACGUGGAGAUAUUCUGCCAACCCUUAUUCUCGAGGGUUUGAGCCUACUAGACCCGGUAGUAGAUACUAUUGACAGAAAAGACAUGCAGUUGAAUCACGAUAUGGACAUAUGGAGCGAAAACCAGUAGAUAAAUCACGGUAUAGAAUAUCCAUUGCUCAGAAGUCAGAACUCAGAAGCAAGGAUAGAGGACUUCUUCAACUAAACCUGGUGAUUAGCUUGAAGUUCAGAAGCACUGUUGAGAAAGACUUCCCAUCAGAAUGUUGGUGACUAACUGAAGCCAGAAGUGUCUUUCUUCCUUCUAGAGUACAUAGAUGAUGAAAAACAAAAAACAAAAAAAAAAGAGACAAAUUUCUUUCAGAUUCUUUUUCCUUAUUCAAACUAUUUAUCGAUUUUCUUUUCUCCGGGUGUGAAGGGGUUUUUUUGUAUGUGAGAAAUCGAUUUAUUUUUCUAGUUUGAGAUGUAAAUACAGGAAAAAAAUUUGUAUAGCACGAAGAAUUUGCUUUCGAUUGAAAUCAAAGUAUGAUGAUAGUGUUUGUGUUUGCAUAUG
Molecule: messenger RNA, 4782 nt
Organism: Spinacia oleracea (spinach)
Lineage: Eukaryota; Viridiplantae; Streptophyta; Magnoliopsida; Caryophyllales; Amaranthaceae
Exons: 12
Coding region: 483-4307 (1274 amino acids)
Molecular function (GO): protein binding
Source: RefSeq, a predicted model, not a curated record